Oryza sativa Japonica Group (Japanese rice) is the source of this 1259-nucleotide messenger RNA. RefSeq lists its product as uncharacterized. Gene Ontology annotation, cellular component: endoplasmic reticulum. The record is from RefSeq and is a predicted model, not a curated record. NCBI's taxonomy places the organism in Eukaryota, Viridiplantae, Streptophyta, Magnoliopsida, Poales, Poaceae. Gene Ontology annotation, molecular function: ubiquitin-like protein conjugating enzyme binding; ubiquitin protein ligase activity. Gene Ontology annotation, biological process: ubiquitin-dependent protein catabolic process.
GAAAAAGAUUAGAGGGGGACCCACCCACCCAUGCGGGACCCGAUCCCCUCGCCCGCCUCGAACCUUCUCCGCCUUCCUCUUCCUCUUCGUCUUCCUCUGCGGCGCACGCAGGCGGCGAAUCCUCCUCCGUCGACGCGACUCCUCCUCCGCCGCCCGCCGCUCAUCUCAUCCCACUAUGGCAGCCAAUGUUGGGGAAUCCACAAGUGGCAGCAGCAGCGGCGGUGCCGAUUCUGGGGGAAGCUUCGAGUGCAACAUAUGCUUUGAGCUUCCGCAGGAGCCUAUUGUCACGCUCUGUGGCCACCUCUUCUGCUGGCCAUGCCUCUACAAGUGGCUGCACAUCCACUCGCAUUCACCUGAGUGCCCGGUCUGCAAGGCUGUUGUCGAGGAGGAUAAGCUUGUCCCCCUCUAUGGCCGUGGUAAGGACCGUGUUGACCCAAGGUCAAAGAACGUCCCUGGGGCUGACAUUCCUAAUCGCCCAGCUGGACAGAGGCCUGCCACGGCUCCGCAGGCCAAUCCUAACACCCACUUCCCCAAUGCCAACCCCAACCCUUGGUUCAUGGGUGGAGGCAUCCCACUAGCCAAUGCACGGUGGGGGAAUUACACCUUCUCGGCGGCAUUUGGGGGUUUGUUCCCCCUGCUCAGCUUCCAAGUCCAUGGGUUCCCAGAUGCAACCGCCUAUGGGCAGCCUGCUGGUUUUCCCUACGGAUAUGGACACGGCCACGGUCACGGUCAUGGGCACGCGUUCCACGGCGGACAUGCCCAUGCUGCUGCUGCUCCCCGCCAUGGACCGCCUGGGCAACAACAGCAGGCGGAUGUGUACCUGAAGGCGCUUCUCAUCCUGGUUGGUUUUCUUGUGAUUGCAAGCCUCAUCACAUUCUAGGAUUGUGCCAUCAUAUUGCUGUGCUUGUAAUAAGAGGAAUGAUUUCCCGAGUUGCUUUCUGAUGUUGUGCAUUACCUUGCCUCCACACACGACCCAGUCUGAAUCAAGUGGUUCUUUUGCGCAAAGUGUUGAUAGAAUUCUUGUAUAUACGAAAUAGAUGUGGUCGUGUGGAGCAUAUGUGUACUGUGGUUCAUGAAUAACAUGGAAGCUCUGUCUGAAUGAACUAGAGCAAUGAUACUUAUAUUGUGUUUUUGAUAUGAUGAUGCUCAGAAUGAGCAGGCUAUGCAAUUGUUUGGAGCACAAAUGUAUUCCUCUAUGGCUUGUACUAAAGACUAUCGCACUGAUAUCAUAUCUGUGUUUUGUGGUGUCUUUCUGUCAA